AAUUUAUGUGCCAUUAUUAAUCUUCAUGGACCUAUCAAGGUCAGCUGUUGUUUGCGUAAGGAAACCUCGAUAAAAAUUUAAUACAGAACCUAGCACAACUAUUUCAAACAACACAGCAUUAGAAUUCUUCGUUCAAUCUUUAUAAGCAAACACAGUUGUGAUGAUUCAUUUAGAGAUGCUUAUUUUUAUCCGUGUUAUGAUUUAUUACAGAAAUCUGUGUUUCAGAUGAGUAUUCGUGAGUAACUGUUAUAAUUGGUGCAUGAAGUUCUAAAUGUCUUGCUUUUUCCCGGAAUUUUACAAAAUAUGAGUCUGGUGUAACCUUUGUUGUUCUCAAGUGGUUUGCUCUAGUACCAUAUUUCCCACUUCUCUUACUUCAUCAUAAUUAUAUUUUGCAUGUUUACAUUGAUAUAAAAUCAGUUGUCGCAUGUUAAAUCCUUAGCACUAAAUUUCUUGAUACACCUGUAGUUCGUAAUCUUUGUUGAAUAUAAAAUAUUCAUGUGCACCUUUAGAGUACCACAUUAUAAACCUUGACAGUAAACUGUGUUUUCCUCAAAGUUUCAUAUAUUCAUGUUGGGAUCAUAGUACUUUCAGUACCAGAAAAGGCCUCAAGAAUGUUGCCAAAGUGUAUGGAAAUAUUUGAUAGACAUCAAUAUCAGGACCAACAAGCUAGUUUGCAUCAGCGUCGAUCAUGUACCAACUAAAUCUCUACCCUAAAACGCUAUCAUAGACAAUUAGUUAAAUGGAACUCAUCACUAUGAACCCAGCCUCUUGAUUUUAAGCAGUCAUUCAACAGCACGGAUAGAAUUAUGUAGAAAUCUCAACACUAAUAUGUACCUAACAAGAUCGUCACUAUCAUAUGGAACCACAGCAAUGGAUGCUAAAGAAGACAGCCAAUGUAGCAAUGGCUGCCGUAUAAUUAGAUCUCAACAUACACGAAGGGAAAAGCAAGAUCUUGGAAUAUAAUACGCCAAAUUGUUGACAAAUCUACUAACAGGAAUUAUUUACGAUGACUUCAAAUUCCUUGAUAGAAGCAGGCUCAAUUGUUAUGCUUCGAGCUAUAGAACUUGAAAAACAAUUGAAAUUCACGGAAAGUUUAACAUGCUAUGAAGAAAGUAUCGGUUUAUUCAUCAAAGCUCUUCGUACUAUUCCUGAAAAUACACAAUUAGAUUUUAAAGAUAAACUCAGACUCAAAGUUUCCGAGUAUAUAACUCAUGCAGAAAAACUCAAGGCGAAACUUAAAAAAGAAUCAGAAAAUGGAAAUUAUCACGAACAAAUAGUUAUCGAAGAAGGUUCCACUGGUUAUGGUUAUAAAAAAAUUUUUGGAAGAUUUCUUGAAGAUGGUACAGUUAGAAAAGUUUGGAUGGAGGAUCCAUAUAUCAGGAAUAGUAGCCAAAUUGAGAAUUUUUCUCACUUUUGUGAAAUUAUGAUUCAAUCGCCGUCGAAUGUAAAAAAUAUUUAUUUGACUACUGGAAAAGAUGUUCAGCAUGCAGAUGAACAAAUAGCAAAGUUCGAAAUUUUAAAAGAGGAUUUAGAAAAGCAUUCAGUCACUUUUGAAUGGAUAUUUUCGGAUACAUUACAUGAUAGAGAAAUACGAUUUGAUAAUGGAUGGAUUGUUAAAAUUGGUCGUGGCUUAGACUAUAUACGUCGACCUCGGCAUAAAUUUUGUGGUCUUGGUGUACAUGACUAUGAAUUUAGGACAUGUUCAGCAACAACUAUUGACAUAUUCCAUUCUUCUAUUUUACGUCAAGACAUAUAAAAAAAUAAACAUGAAAUGUUUGUUUUUUUUGUAUAACCAAUAUUAUAGUAUAUGAUGUUAUUUUAUUUGUUUCACGUUGAAAAUAUAAAUCUGUAAGGGAUGAAUGAAAAAUAUUGACAAUUUCAAACAUAAAACAUUUUCGAUAACUUUCUAUAAUCAUUAGUCUUUCAUCUAUUUUUUGUUAAAAAAAAAAAGAAAUUGUUUUACAAAACCUUUUGUUUUUAUGUUACUCGAA
This is a messenger RNA of Schistosoma turkestanicum, 1991 nucleotides long. The record is from the annotation of a GenBank genome assembly. NCBI's taxonomy places the organism in Eukaryota, Metazoa, Platyhelminthes, Trematoda, Strigeidida, Schistosomatidae.